Anneissia japonica is the source of this 489-nucleotide messenger RNA. RefSeq lists its product as uncharacterized. The record is from RefSeq and is a predicted model, not a curated record. The transcript has a single exon. Gene Ontology annotation, biological process: DNA integration. The annotation marks the transcript as partial. NCBI's taxonomy places the organism in Eukaryota, Metazoa, Echinodermata, Crinoidea, Comatulida, Comatulidae. Gene Ontology annotation, molecular function: nucleic acid binding.
AUGAAGAAGAUUACAAGCGAGAAAAUCAUAGACGCCCUAGAGAAAAUAUUUCUUCAACAUGCCUUACCACAAUCAAUUACCUCAGAUAAUGGUGCGCAGUUUGUUUCUGAUGAGUUUGAGACCUAUCUGAAAGAGAGUGGAAUCAAACAUAGACGCGUCACACCAUUACAUCCUGCUGCAAAUGGAGAGGUGGAGCGACAGAACAGAUCUAUAAUGAAACGCAUUGCGCAAGCUGAAGGAAAAGACUGGAAGAAAGAAUUACGUGUGUAUUUAUUUGCAUACCGUACAACCCCACACAGUGUUACUGGACAGACCCCAGCGGAAAUGAUGUGGAAUAGAAAAUUGCGAACAAAAUUACCAGAAUUGGAGGAUAAUAUUGUACAUGAUGAAGAUGUUUCAGAUCGCGACGCUGUAUCAAAAUUAAAAAACAAAUUAUACAUUGAUGAGAAAAGAGGUGCGAAAGCGAGAGAGAUGUGUGAAGGAGAUAAG